This is a messenger RNA of Anarrhichthys ocellatus (wolf-eel), 2335 nucleotides long. It is a transcript of the gene arpin, whose product is annotated as actin related protein 2/3 complex inhibitor. Bases 352 to 1059 code for a protein of 235 amino acids. The record is from RefSeq and is a predicted model, not a curated record. Gene Ontology annotation, biological process: negative regulation of actin nucleation. The transcript is spliced from 5 exons. NCBI's taxonomy places the organism in Eukaryota, Metazoa, Chordata, Actinopteri, Perciformes, Anarhichadidae.
AAAAUGCACGGCCCGCCACUGGUUUUGUUGCACCAUUAGCCAGAAUAAUUAAAAACACCUGUGACCAUUUUGACUUCCUAUCAAUGUAGUCAAUAACACAUUUCUGUGUAAAAGGAGCUUCCAUACUUUGCCAGUGUAUGUCUAAAACUAUCAUUGUUUAAGACCUCGGUUUUCACCGCGCGCAACAUACUUUUCCCUCAUCUCUUUGACACGGCUAUCACCCGUCGGCACGUGCUGUGAAAAAACCGAGCGCACCUCUCUCACGCAACUACGCGGAGGAACAGGAAAUCAGGAAACAGAAAACAAUCUCUAGGGAAGUAGGGAUAAAAGUUCGAGUACAGUUUUUGAAAGAUGAGCCGAAUUUAUCACAACACGUCUUUACAGAACAAACCGGUACAUAAUGAGACAUUUGAGCGCGCGUGGUCCCUCUCUACGUACGAUAGUGGCCAGGGGGUUCUUCUAGAAGGAAAGCUGCUGGAUGUUUCCAGACAUGCGAUCAGUGAUGACAGCAAUCAAAAGGUCCGUUUCUAUGUCCUGUACAUCAAACCCAGCCGCAUCCACCAGAGGAAGUUCGACGUCAGCGGGAAUGAUAUUGAGCCCAACUUCAGCGACACCAAAAAGGUCAACACCGGCUUCCUCAUGUCCUCCUACAAGGUGGAAGCUAAAAGGGAGUCCGACCGUCUGUCUGAGGAGCAGCUGUCACUGAUGGUGAACAAGGCUGAGCUGCUGAAGAUUACCGACAAGCACCGACCCAGUGGGACUUGGGCCUUCUGGUACCCUGAGUCCCAGAUGGACCAAACAGAGCUGGAGAUGGGGCAGGAUGUACGGCUGAAGACCAGAGGAAACGGUCCUUUCAUAUUCUCCUUAGCCAAAGUGGACGGCGGCACGGUGACCAAGUGUAACUUUGCUGGAGAUGAAAAGGCCGGAGCAUCGUGGACGGACAAGGUUCUGGCCAACAAAGCAGACGCAGUCAGCACUCAGAGGCCCGGAGGGGAAGGAGAGGGAGCAGGAGAAGAUGAGUGGGUGAGGACCCACGCUUAUCUACAGGGGGCUAAAUGAAACCUACCUCACUCAAUACACCUGAUUGGGAAUUUGAAAAUACAUUUACUCCUAUGGACCCUGUGGUAAAGGGAACGCUACCUCUUUGACACUUGAAUGGAUGAAACAAUGAUUUGACCAAACAUAAAGCUGGCAGCAGAGUCCCUCUGUUUCUGCAUGUGUUGUUCCCAGUGUACACAAAGUAGGCCAUGUCUUUGACCCACACUUUGUUUCUCUCUCUCUCAGGACGACUGAGAGAAGCGUCUCUCUACCCAUCAGCCCCGACCUCUUGGCCCCGAUCCAGUCUCCUGGUCUGACUGCUUCAGCUAGGAUCCAUUACCCGUCUUCAGAUUGGACCCCGCCAUUUCGACCGGGGUUCCUAAUCUCUUCCAUGUGUGUGGCCUCUGGGCUGGAAACCUGGCGUCACUGGACUCCCCCAGCUCGUCACCAAGUUUGGAACUUCACCCUUAUGUACUUUGGAUUCUUUUCUUGGUUGAUUCCUCUACUCUUGCCUGUUUGUGUCCAAGUUAAAUCCAGAGUGCAUACAUGGGAUUUUCUGCUCAUCUUGCUAUUAAUUAGCUUAUAUACUGGUUUAGUUGUGUUACAACUGAACAGUGGUGAAAAGUGACUUUGUAUAUUUUCUUAAGUAUAAUUUUAUUUUCCAUUUUCUGCUACUUUAUACUUCUACUCUACUAAAUACUGUAUCAGAGAUAAUAAAAAAUCAAUCCAGUGGAUAGUUAUGUUUUCUCUCACUCACACUCACACACACACACACACACACACACACACACACACACACACACACACAAAGAAAUGUAAUUGUAAUUAGAUCCAAUCAUAGGUAUGGCUGUAUUGUCAUGAUCAUGAAGUCAGUAAAUAUGACCUGUAUUAUUGUUGUACUGGAUUAAAAGACUCAUAUUAAACACAAUGUCGAUGUUUCAUUUUUUUUAAAUAACACGUUUUAGCAACAUACAAGAAUGAUUUGGUUCCUUGAUUAUAACAUAUGUGAUACACAUAUAGACAUGUUCCUAUGACAAAUAGAGGGAGUUCUGUCCUUUGGCUCAGAUUUGUGCAAAAUGCUGGUGAAUUUGAUGAUUUUGAUAGACAACAGCAACAAGAAAACAAGUGAUUUUGAAAAGUGCAUAUGUUAGAAUUUUUUAACAUUUUCAAACAUCCAACUCUACAUUCAAAUUGAUGUUAGAUCUGCAUCAUGUGCAAAAAUGACAGUGGCGUAAAAAUCUGGUCACUCUGACUGUCAAAGUAAUAAUAUACUGUAUAAUAUACUGUAUAAAUAAUG